AUCUCGUCACUCCAGCUCGAAAAGUCGACCUUCCCGUCUCCGUGUGUUCCAUCCAGCACCGAAUCGAAACUCCUCCUUCCUCCUUCGGACAAUUUUCCCCGAAGUGGUGUGAGGGUGGGUUAGGGUGAACGAUGGAAAUAAAAUUUCACUCGGGCAGUAACAAUGAACCGCAGGAACUUUCGGACAUGAAUCGCUCGUUAUCCACGGGGACCAAUCACGUUCACGUCUGACGUUCACCCAGAGCCCUAGACGGGCCUCCGAUUGGACGUAAUCUCCGCCCAGGGGUUGUAUCGAUCAUCCCCCUAACGCGACACUCGCGUAGGGGUAUAUAAACCAGCCUCCCCAGGGACACGGACGAUAGUCGGAGUUCUUCCUAUUUCCCGUGCUGACCCCUCCAGUCUCCUAACCCAACAGUCAGGUGAUCCUCGAGCACCAUACCCUAAACUAGUUAGCACUGAUAAAAUCGAGAAAGAGGAUUAUAUUACGGAGGUAUUGAUUCGGGUUAAAGUGACGUUUUAGGGGUCUUGAUCGACCUGUGAUUCGAUCGUCGAAGGAACAGUGAAGUGAUUAAUGACCUGGUGAAAAAGGGGACUGGAGGUAUGGCGAGCCAUUCGAGUUACGAGUAUGAGGAUAGAGGACAGAGGAUGAGGCACAGGGUCGGGACCACGUCCAGACCGGCUGAUUCCACUGUCGCCUGUACCAGUAGUCAGUACUAUGUGGGACCCAGCAGCGACAUCAGCGAGGAGGACCUGGCGGAAUUGCCCUCUUGUGUCUACGCUGGAAGAUCAUCGCAACACGUUCCGCAUACUUCUUCGCACACCCAUUCUCCACUGCACUAUCAUAUGCCAGUUUCUACACCUGAUCACAAUGACACGGAAAUAAACGGUGUGGAGGAGGGUUACUAUCCAAAUGGCAGUCCUUACAGAAUCCAACGGCACGCUGCGAACAUUAGAGAGAGGAAACGUAUGCUCAGCAGCAUCAACUCGGCUUUCGACGAGCUCCGAGUCCACGUACCAACGUUCCCGUACGAGAAGAGGCUGUCGAAGAUUGACACCCUCCGUCUGGCCAUAGCAUACAUCGCGCUACUGCGAGAGGUGCUGGCCGCGAGGCUCGAUCCGUUGACGUACGUCGAGAGGUGCCUUAGAGGGGAAAUAAACGGGGAACGCGCUGAAUGGAACACAAGCGAUCUUACGGCGCGUUUGUCGUGGAUAAACUGGGAGAACCUUGGAGUGAAUCCGAACAGACGAUCGGUGUUGACUACCCUGGCCCUGACUACGGACAAUAUGAACUGAGGGAAUCGAUCUAUGGCUAGAUCAGGAUAUACAGAAUUUCUCGUUUUCUUUUUGUAAAUAAUAAUCUGCCGCCGCAGGAAUAGAGUGCCAAAGGACAUUUUAUGUAUACAUAUUUGAUUGUUGUACAUUUCAGUUCUCUAGUCAUCUAUAUAUGUGCAAUACGAGCGACGAUAUUAUAUUUCGUAUUUCUAUAUAUACACAGACACACACACUAAAUGCAAUACACGCGUGUACAUGUACAACAGAAUAGCGAUUCUAGUUUUAGUAUUUUGUUUGGAAUAAAAAUCAGCGCUCGCGAG
Molecule: messenger RNA, 1591 nt
Organism: Dufourea novaeangliae
Lineage: Eukaryota; Metazoa; Arthropoda; Insecta; Hymenoptera; Halictidae
Product: basic helix-loop-helix transcription factor amos
Exons: 5
Coding region: 600-1292 (230 amino acids)
Biological process (GO): regulation of transcription by RNA polymerase II; developmental process
Molecular function (GO): protein dimerization activity; RNA polymerase II transcription regulatory region sequence-specific DNA binding; DNA-binding transcription factor activity, RNA polymerase II-specific
Source: RefSeq, a predicted model, not a curated record